GGUCGGCUGCCGGCAAAGAGAUUCGAGAAUCGGAAGUGACGGGUGCGCCACGCCUAACGCAGUCAGCCCAGCCACACCGCCGCAGGGCCCCGAAGUGACGCGACUCCCAGACCAUCGCUGCGCCUUGAAGUCAUACGUAGCAUCUUGCGUUGGCCAAUUCUUAUACACCAUGAUACCCUGAUCUCCUUUUCUGCAAUCGCAUCGAAAGGUCAUCUCACCCGUCCAGGACACACGACGUCGCAUUUCCCUCGAAAUUCCGAAGCCCCUACGCCCUAAGCCGAGUACCUCAACAAUAUUCACCAUGGGUUCCCUCCACGACUCACGCAUACACAAGUGGUUUGCGACCUCGCCGCCCGUCGCUUGGACUGUCAGACAGCUGCGAGAGCUUCUUAUCGGGUCACUGAAGCAAGGCCCUAUCCCGCAACAUGUUGCGUUCGUGAUGGACGGCAACCGCCGGUUUGCGCGCAACCACCACAUUGAGACUGUAGAAGGACACAACCUUGGGUUUGAAUCGUUAGCGAGGAUCCUCGAAGUCUGCUACAAGACUGGCGUCAAGGUCGUCACCAUCUACGCAUUCAGCAUAGAGAACUUCAAGCGCUCUAAGCAUGAAGUCGAUGCCCUCAUGUCCAUGGCCAAGGUGAAGCUGCAACAAAUGGCAGAGCACGGAGCCUUGCUGGAUCGUUACGGCGCAUCCAUCCGGGUGCUGGGAGAGCGUGAGCUCCUCAGUCCCGAUGUACAAAUGGCUGUGGACAAGGCUGUUGCAAUGACAGCACACAACAAGAAGGCUGUCCUCAAUGUCUGCUUCCCUUAUACUUCGCGACACGAAAUCACGACUGCAGUCAUGAAGACUGUCGAGACGUACGGCACGCCGAUACACAACCUGCCCACCCCUUCGAAGCGAACUUUUUCCGAAUCUCAUAUUACCCAGCAUAUUCGCAAGCAAAUGUUGGAGGAGGAUACAGAGGGCCUUGCUGAGCAGGCUGAUUCGCGGCCGGCGUCACCCUCGAAAGAUGCGGCUUUGGCUGAAGACGGGCGUUCCUCGUCAACUUCGACCGCCAUCAACUCGCCUGAGAAGGAUGACUCGAAUAAUGGGCCGACGUUUCUGGACCCAGAGUCCAUUAGCGCUCAGACCUUGAACGAUAACAUGAUGACGGCUGAUGCCCCGCCUCUUGACCUGCUAGUCCGUACUUCUGGCGUCGAGCGGCUGAGCGAUUUCAUGCUAUGGCAAGCCCACGAAAACACGUCCAUCGUGUUCCUCAAGUGUCUGUGGCCCGAGUUUGAUCUGUGGCAGUUUUUGCCUGUGCUGGUAGAGUGGCAGUGGCAGCAGAAGAAGCUGCAAGAGGAACAACAACGGACACGUGGGCGGUCCAAGUUAGACUGAGGGCGUCGACUGUAGUAUAUGGCGCAAAGCCCUCGCGCACCAUAGAAGCAGGCAGAUCUGAACUUGAGCGAGCAUCGAAGAUACCCAGAACAGAGCAUUCCAUUCGUCUAGCCGUAGGCUUUCCACAGCAAACCAUAUCUUGUAAUACAUGUCGAUCUUGCGCUAUCGUGGCACGUGUACAUAUGCGCAGCUAAUCGCUCGCCCAUACCCUGACCGUUCGUGGUUUGCGACCGCGCAUGCGACACUUCGGGCGCGCACUAGCCCAUUGCCUAGUGCGCCGAACAGCUUUAAACGUCAUCUCACGCUCGGAAGAACCACCGCUGGCAGGAAGCUUCAGCCGGGAUGUGAGCUGAACAUGACUUAUAUUCCGCGC
Alternaria rosae is the source of this 1754-nucleotide messenger RNA. Its product is annotated as Decaprenyl diphosphate synthase-like protein. The coding region runs from base 302 to 1381 and encodes 359 amino acids. Gene Ontology annotation, molecular function: ditrans,polycis-polyprenyl diphosphate synthase [(2E,6E)-farnesyl diphosphate specific] activity. The record is from RefSeq and is a predicted model, not a curated record. Gene Ontology annotation, cellular component: dehydrodolichyl diphosphate synthase complex; endoplasmic reticulum; lipid droplet. NCBI's taxonomy places the organism in Eukaryota, Fungi, Ascomycota, Dothideomycetes, Pleosporales, Pleosporaceae. The transcript has 3 exons.